AUGGGCAUUUCUAAUAGAGCCCGGCUAGAAGUUCUAAAGGAUCACACCAACAAGAUUACUUCAAUUCAUGAUGGUGUCACCAACAACUUAGCCGAGCUGCGUGUGGCCAUGGAGACCUCUAACAAGGAUAACCAGAGGGCCAUGGAGAACAUAAGGAGAGAGACGAACACCACAUUAGAGCGGCUAGAGAGGAGACUAGAAGAGAACCGUCCUGGGACACCACCUCAUGGGGGUGAGGCCUAUGCUGAUGGACUGGAAGCUAGUGUAACCGAGUCCAUGCAUGCGUCGCCAAGGCAAGGUUUGAGGCAUGGUAGCUGUGUAGAGAACCAUCAAGGUUACCAUGAGAGGUGGAUUCCGAAUGCUGCCUUUGAGAGAGAGGAGCCGUUGGCUGGCUAUCGGGCUAGGAGCCCUAGUGUUCACCAUGAGCACCAGGAAUUUGAGCACAAGCAAGAUAGAAGAGGAAACCGGCAUCAGGAUUGGGGACCUAGGCGCCCUAAGGUCGACUUCCCAAAGUAUAGCGAUGGUGACCCCUAUGAGUGGUUGGACAAGGUCCAUCACUACUUUCUGACAUAUGACAUCCCACGCCAUGAGAGGGUGUCCAUAGCCUGCUUUUACCUUGAAGGCAAGACUGGAAAAUGGUGGCGUUGGAUAAGGGACCAGUACGACAAGGAUCAUAUAAGGCUGGGUUGGACAGCCUUUGAGAAGGAGCUCCUCAGUCAGUUCGGGCCAUCACCAGUUGUCAAUCACCAUGGGCAGCUGGCCAAGCUAAGGCAAGAGGGCAAGGUCCAACACUAUAUAGAGGAGUUCAGGCAGCUACAGAUCAUGGUUAGGGGCUGGUCGGAGGAAGCCUUGAUAGGCACAUUCAUUGAUGGUUUGAGACCUUGGCUUGCCAAGGAAAUCAAACUUAGACAGCCCACAAGGCUACCCGAGAUGAUGAAGAUGGCUGAAAUUCUUGAGGAGAGCCAUUCUAGUGAGCGGCGCCGAACCAAAGACAUGGGGAGCAAGUCUUUCAAGACUGUGCAAACCAAGGUCUCUUGGAAGGGAAGGGACACAUCAGCCACCACCUCCAAACCGAGACCGGAGAUCAAGAAGCUAUCCAGUGAAGAGGUGCAAGAGCGCAUCAAGAAGGGGCUGUGUUUUAAGUGCGGAGACAAAUGGGGCCCCAGUCACAAGUGCAAGGCAGCUCAGGCCUUGUUUAUGUUUGAGGACGAGUCAAGUGAUGAUGAGUCUAAAAGCAGCCAAGAGGAACCCAGCCAAGAGGAGGAAACCGAGGAAACCGAAUCUGGUGGCACACCAGAGGAGGCUGAGCUAUCAUUGAAUGACAUGGCUGGCAUUUCUAAACCCACGUCCAUGAGGUUGAUGGCAUGGGUGGCAAGUGGAGAAAAGCUGCAAUGUGAGGCCCUCAUCCGUGAAGUGAAGAUGAAUGUUCAGGGGGUCCGUAUUAUGGCAGACUUGCAUGUGCUGCCCUUGGUCGGCCUUGACUUAGUCUUAGGGAAUGCUUGGCUGAAGAGCCUUGGCAGGGUCGUCCAUGACUAUCACAACAUGACCAUGGAGUUUAAACUUGGCUCCAAGAAGCGACUGUGGAUAGCCAUUGCCAGUAAGGAGAUCAAGUCAUGCAAAGCCAUUAUGUUUGAGAAGCUUUGCAAAGGCGGGGCACAUUGCUUCGCCAUCGUGGUGGCCAAAGAGGAUGUAAUGAGACAAGUCGAGAACAAGGGUCAGGAGGGCACCCAUGAUGAUUUAGAGCUACUGCCUGAGGAAGUCAAGCCUGUCUUAGCAGCCCACAGGGGGGUACUCGAGGUGCCCACUACACUUCCACCUCCUAGAGAGUUUGAUCACAGAAUUCGACUAGUGGCUGAAACCAAGCAGAUCAACGUGCCACCCUAUAGAUACGCCCACUUUCAGAAGGGAGAGAUUGAACGGCAGGUGGAUGAGAUGCUGAAGAGUGGCCUAAUCCGCUCUAGUACCAGUCCCUUUUCUUCACCGGUGCUGUUGGUGAGGAAGAAGGAUGGCACAUGGAGGUUCUAUACGGACUAUAGGGCCUUGAAUGAAGCCACGGUCAAGGACAGAUUUCCAAUCCCCACUGUUGAUGAGAUGUUAGAUGAGCUGCAUAGGGCUACGGUGUUCUCAAAGUUAGAUCUAAUGGCCGGCUACCAUCAAAUUCGAAUGAAUGAGGAAGACAUCCAUAAGACAGCCUUUAGGACUCACUCAAGCCAUUAUGAAUAG
Molecule: messenger RNA, 2223 nt
Organism: Carya illinoinensis
Lineage: Eukaryota; Viridiplantae; Streptophyta; Magnoliopsida; Fagales; Juglandaceae
Exons: 3
Coding region: 1-2223 (740 amino acids)
Source: RefSeq, a predicted model, not a curated record